Molecule: messenger RNA, 7797 nt
Organism: Papilio polytes (common Mormon)
Lineage: Eukaryota; Metazoa; Arthropoda; Insecta; Lepidoptera; Papilionidae
Gene: Tao
Product: serine/threonine-protein kinase TAO3-like
Exons: 21
Coding region: 487-3525 (1012 amino acids)
Biological process (GO): protein phosphorylation
Molecular function (GO): ATP binding; protein kinase activity
Source: RefSeq, a predicted model, not a curated record
GCCAUUAGUUGAAGUUUCUGAGAAUAUGUAUCAGUACGGGAAAGUUGUAAAUAGUAAUUUAGUAAAAUUUGGACAAAACGUGUUGAGAAAAAUCUAAGAUAAAUAAAAAGUGAUUUCAUUUGUAUAAAGUGAUAGUUAAAAGUGAUGAUAAAACAUAAACUAAGUGCCUUAUAAAACAAAAAGCUAUCAUCGCAUUCUAUACCUCAACGCCAUUUUGAGGCGAAAUUUUGUAUUGUAAGUGCCAAGUAUUUUGCAAUAUUUUAGAUUUUCCCGCAGUUAUAGGGGCGUGUUGUUAACAAUUAUCGACUUAAGUGGACGUGAAACUAUAUCGUUUGUUUAAUGAUCAAUAAAGGAGUACGUAAUAUGUGACAGUGAAGGCGAGUGGAUGCAGAGAUAGCGAGUGGCGCGGAGGAUGGCCCGGAACGGCGGGAGCGUUCUAAUUAACUGACGGACGCCGCCGGCUUACAGCUGGCGCAAGCGAUAAGAAUGCCGCGGCCUGGCAGUCUUAAGGACCCAGACAUUGCGGAACUAUUCAGUAAACAUGACCCGGAGAAGAUAUUUGAAGACUUGCGUGAAAUUGGUCAUGGCUCAUUUGGCGCAGUCUACUAUGCUCGGUGCAAUCUCACAAAAGAGAUUGUUGCCAUCAAGAAAAUGUCUUACCUGGGGAAACAGAGUGAGGAGAAAUGGCAAGAUAUAUUGAAAGAAAUAAAAUUUCUGAAGCAACUGGAACAUCCCAAUACAAUAGAAUACAAGGGCUGUUACAAGAGAGAACACACAGCAUGGCUUGUGAUGGAGUAUUGUGUUGGUUCAGCAUCUGAUAUCAUUGAGGUCUCUCUGCAGGUCCACAAACGUCCGCUGCGAGAAGAGGAGAUAGCUGCUAUAUGUGAGGGCGUGGUCUGCGGCCUUUCUUACUUGCACAGCUUGGGCAGGAUUCAUCGGGACAUCAAGGCGGGUAAUAUUUUGCUGACGGAGAAUGGAACAGUCAAGUUGGCAGACUUUGGCAGCGCCAGUAUCAAAUGCCCGGCAAACAGCUUCGUGGGGACACCAUACUGGAUGGCUCCGGAGGUCAUCUUGGCUAUGGACGAAGGACAGUAUGAUGGAAAGGUGGAUGUGUGGUCUCUGGGUAUCACCUGCAUAGAGUUGGCGGAACGCAAGCCGCCGUACUUCAAUAUGAACGCCAUGUCCGCACUCUAUCACAUCGCACAGAAUGAUUCGCCAACAUUACAAGCGCCGGAAUGGACGGAUACGUUUCGUUACUUUGUGGAGGCGUGUCUGCAGAAGAACCCGCAGGAGCGGCCUUCUUCUACCAAGUUGCUGACUCACCCGUACAUAACGCGGCCGCGCUCACCCAACGUGCUGGUGGACCUCAUCCAGCGCACAAAGGCUGCUGUACGCGACUUGGACAACCUCAGCUACAGGAAGAUGAAGAAGAUACUCAUGGUCGAUGCUGAUAAUGAGAGUGCCUUUGGUGACAGUGAAGAGACAGCGGAGGAACGUUCAGGGGGAGACAGCUCCAAGUCUAACUCCGCGACGUCUGAGCACAGCGUGGCUGGAGCAUCAAGCCAGAGCUCAUCAUCCGGCAGCCUGCGCCGAAGACCUCACCCUGGGAACAUUCUCAACGCCAAUCACCACGGGCAACAUCAACAACAGCCUCAGUACCAGCAGUUCAACCACCAGCACUCUACACACUCUGCUAGAGUCAAGUGGCUUUACUCAUGUUGGUGUUGUGUGCGCAGAGAGAGCGAGAGCCCCCUGCCGGCGCAGCACGACGACUACGUCAACAGGGACGCGUUACGGGACUACGCGAAUAGGGACUCCCUGUGUGAUGACUAUAGUGAGGAUUACGCGAAUCGCGAAGCUAUCCGGGAGGCGCAACGGGAGAGGGAGAGGGAGCGCCAAGCUAAUGAGUACAGGGAGUACGUGAAUGCCCCCUCCACUUGGCAACAGGAUAGUGGAGAUGAUAAUAGGAAUACUCAACGACGUGCUACCAAUAGAGGUGUAAGCAACAACGUGUCUGUAGCUAUCUCCCUAGUGUCUGAGCACGGCGCAAAUAACUUCGCCACGAUACGGACAACCAGCAUUGUCACCAAGCAACAGAAGGAACAUAACCAUGAGACACACGAGCAGAUGUCCGGGUACAAGCGCAUGCGGCGCGAGCACCAGGCGGCGCUGGUGAAGCUGGAAGAGCGCUGCAAGGCGGACGUGGAGGCGCACAAGGCGCAGCUCGACCGCGAGUACGACGCCCUGCUGCAGCAGCUCUCUAGAGACCUUGAGCGACUACAGACGAAGCAUGCGCAAGAGUUGGAACGCAAGCAGAAAUCGAACACGGCCAAUGAGAAGAAAUUGAUCAAAGAUAUAACGUCACGUCAGGAGCAGGAGCGCAAGUCGUUCGAUGCGCAGCGCAAGCGCGAGUACAAGGCUAACAAGGAGCGAUGGAAAAAGGAGCUCAGUAUGGACGAUGCUACGCCAAAGCGGCAGAGGGACGCGACAUUACAGUCACAGAAAGAUAACCUGAAGCAGGCCGAGGAGGCGGAACAGGCGCGGCUGGUGAGGUCGCAGCGAGAGUACCUCGAGCUGGAGCUGCGCCGCUUCCGCCGCCGCCGUAUGCUCGCCACACAUCACAAGGAACAGGAGCUGCUUAGAGAGGAGUUGAACAAGCGUCAGCAGCAAUUGGAGCAGGCGCACGCGAUGUUACUACGCCACCAUGAGAAGACCCAGGAGCUGGAGUACAGGCAGCAGAAAGGCGUGCACGCUCUCAGGGAGGAGCAACUGGCCAACCAGCACGCGACUGAGCUGGCCAACCAGCGCGACUACAUGCAGCGGCAGGAGCACGACCUGCGCAAGAAGCACGCGCUGCAGCUCAAACAGCAGCCCAAGAGCCUCAAGCAAAAGGAGAUGCAGAUCCGUAAGCAGUUCCGUGAGACGUGCAAGAUACAGACUCGUCAGUAUAAGGCAUUGAAGGCCCAGAUAUUGCAAAUGACACCUAAGGAACAACAGAAGGAGGUGAUCAAGGCGCUGAAGGACGAGAAGCGCCGCAAGCUGGUGAAGCUGGGCGAGCAGUACGACCUCAGCAUCACAGACAUGCUGCAGAAGCAGACCAUUAAACUCGAUGAGAGUCAGAUGAUGGAGUGCCAGCAGAAGAAGAUGCAGCUGGAACACGAGCUGGACAUGCUGACGGCCUACCAGAGCAAGAGCAAGAUGCAGGCGGAGGCGCAGCGCAACCGCGAGCGUCGCGAGCUGGAGGAGAGGGUCGCCGUGCGCCGCGCCCUGCUAGAACAGAAGAUGGAGUCCGAGUGCGCUCAGUUCAUGGCGGAGCGCGCGGAGCGCACGCGGCUGAUGCACGAGCGUCACGAGCAGGAGCUCGCGCACUUCGACAACGAGAGCGCGCGCCUCGGAUUCAGUGCGAUGGCGAUCGCGGAGGGCAGCCGGGAGGGGUACGGCGAGGAGGAGCAGUCGCUGUCGGGCUCCAUGCUGUCGCUCGCGCACAGCAACUCCUCCGCCAGCUUCCCCGCGGGCUCGCUCUAACCCCGCACCGACACCCCGCACCCCGCCCUCGCAUUCGCCCUCGCCACGACACGCACGUCAUGACGUCACGUGACGUCACGUACACUGCGACAGUCAUUUGUUACAACUUUUGUUAUACUCAAAGUCGGGUAAUGAUUGCAUAUAGCGACUGGCUUAAGUGAUGAAAAGUCCAGUUGAGUGAGCGUGAGCACACCUUUGACUAAACUAUCGCACUACUGUUGUGCGAUUGUCGAGUUUCGCAGCCUCAACUGUUUAGUUGCUCAACUGAAAAUCGCGUAGUGUACGCACCUACAUACAAGCUCAUAGGAAUCAGAGACUAAACAGUUGUGCGAUAGUUUAGUCAAAGGUGUACGCGCUCUAAGUCGCUUAUGCCUAGUUCUUACUAGGCUAGUUUUUAGUCGAGUAGCAAGUAAUUUAGGAACUCAACAUUAGCUAUUUAGACGAAGGUAUUUUAGUUAUUAAUUUGCUUGGUGCUCGACUAACGCAGGUUUCGUAAAUUUACAUCGCUUCGUGUACGAAGGGCCUUAAUGUGAUAUUCUUUCACUAAAUUUAAUAAAACGACUGAGUAUGGUUUUGUGAUCGAAUUAGACUUUGAUGCAAGUGACGUUAAAUGUCACGUAAAUUUUUAUACUUUUGCAUAAUUUUGCGUCAAGUCUAAUAUGAACUUAAUUGUUAUUUCCAAUGGCUUGUGUGUCGUGGUUAGGAGGCUUAUGGCAAUAAUUAGACUGCGGCCCUCCCAAAUCGCUUUAUCACAAUAUUACUUAGGCUUUUUUUUUCGUUGUCUUCCAAAAUGUAUGCAAAAAUGUCAGUAUUCAAAGGGAGGGGUUUCCUAUACUAAAGUUAUGCACUCCAAUUAUCUUAAUGAUGAAUAAGUGUGUUUGUAGUUGAGUUUACAAACAUUAUAGCUUUAUAAUGCUUGGAUAAGUUUAUUUUGCACACAGAAUGUUUGUAUGACACGUGGUGUUGUAAUGUUUUUAUUAGGAUUUUUAAGCGCGCGAUCCGCAACGUCGAUAUUCGUAACGGAAUUACUAAAAUACAUAUUGAGAUAGUCUCUUAUUAUUAUUUUCUGUACAAAAGUUUAAAUAAACCAGUAAUAGUAAAAUUUUGAUCUUCAACACUAAAGGUGGGCAGAUAAUUUUGAUCCGGUCUAGAGCGAGACGAAAUGAUUAUUAUACGAAUUUUUUAUACAUGUGAUAAUAAGUUAUUGCCUGUUUAAUUAAAUCAAUUUUGCAAAGGUUAAUAUUUAAAAUAUUAUAUACUUGAAAAAUGAAAGAAUACCAAAUAAUUUGUUACUAAACCUUUAUGAUUUUCGACGUUGCGUGUUGCAGUAGGCGCUGUUUAAACCUAAAGCAUGUAGUACUCUUGAUCUAUUCUUGUAUUAUAAUGUAGUUUACAGUAAGUCUAUUAUAACCUCGCGACUGUCCACAUUGUACAGUCAGCUAUACAAAAUAUCUAUACAUUUACAAAACCUCAGAAAUUUGUUUUGGCUUUUUAUUUCAACAAUAUGAUUGUACCAAUCCGAAUAAGCUUCCGAUCAUGAAACAUGCUAUUGACGAAUACAUGUAAUAUAUUUGAAAUUGUAAUCCAAUAUAGGUUUUUAAAGUAUUGUACAUGUAUAUCAAUAUUUGUGCAGCUGACUGUACACUGCACGCUACGCAGGGCAUUACUAAAGCUAGUUGCACACGGGGAACUGUGACUCAGCAGUACAGUACAAUAAUGUCAAAAUACUACUGAGGCCUAGCAAAUCUGCGAGAAAGUAUUCGUGUGAUCGACAAUUUUUUUUUACACUGGCAGUACCGUAUUGUGUACUGCACUGCUUCAGUUCCGCCCUCGUGUGAAACUAGCGACUCCCGCGCGCGUCUCGCCGCACUCACCUACGCUAUCGUUUAACAUAAUUUAGAUAGUCAAAAUUCUAAUAUUCAUAUCAUUAGUUUAUUUUAGGAACAAUUUUAUUAUAAGUUUGUGUAACCGGCGCCGGCGGACUGACGCUGUUUGUUUAUUGGCCUAGUUGCGUUCGUCUGUUGAAUGUUGGUAUAAUUUGUAAGGACGCGACGCUCGCGACUCGACUCGAGCGUCGGCGGCCAUCUUUUUUAUAUAAACGACUAACACGCUUUAUUAAAUCUUACAAGAAUCAGGUGCUGUAAUAUUUUAUAACUCGACUGCCUAUUAUGUUUUGUAAAUAUAAUAAAUUAUAUAUGUUAGGUAUGAGCGAGGCGCGCGCUGCCGCCUGUACAUACGCUGAUGUAAUUAACAUUGUUUGUUUGUUUGUUUGUUUGGUGAGCUGCGAGCGCGUGUGUUUGCUACUCUCUUUAUUUAGUCUUGUAAUACACUAUCGUAUGGUCUACUAAGCUUACCAGUCAUAUAUGUAUAGACGAUUGCAUAUUAUUUAAUUUAACGCCGAUUUUAGUCAUAAAUAUCCAAAUUUAGUUAAUGCUAUUAUUAAAAAAAGAAUAAUUAAUAUUUUUUUUAUUAACCGUACUCUUCCUAUAUCACACUAUAAGCAUCACAUGAUGUGAUAGUUUUUUUUUUGUAUUAUUUGAGUCUGUUAGUGGUUUAAUGUGUAAGUAUUUUAAAAUUUUGUCACCUAAGCUAAUUUAGAUGUAAAAUUAUAUAAAAAUGUUGACAAAAAAUUUAACGAGGUUUUUUUAUUAGAGGUGGAGUGAUGUUCGCUUCAGGCGUCGGUCCGACUGUACCAUUAUUGGUGUAACCGAGAUUCCACUGCAGAUACAUUUAUAUAAACGUAGCCAACUCUCUUUAUCACGUUACAAAAACCGAGACAACAAUAUGUACGUGUGUGCGGCAGUGGAAUUUUAUGGUAAUAAGUCCUCAUUCACAUGGACGUUUUGUUAACGCUCUUUUUUACAUAAACGCUUUAGAAUAUAUUUCGCGAUAAGCGGCGCAUUUUAAAAUCGCUGACAUAUUGAGAUACCUAAAAAGCAUUUGUUCUACAACGCUGUAUAAAUCUCGUUUGAAAAACCGUUCGGGUGAAUGAGGGCCAAAGAGAAAUGACGCGAAAAUGUUUUUUUUUUCUAUGUUGUUUAUUAGAUCGAAUCAGCCUGUCCUGCCUUCGACUGACCAAAAUUUGACAAUAAACUUUACGGUUUGACUUUGGCCGUAUGUUAACAGAUGGUAGAUGGCGGGCCUGACGAUCUAUGACAGCAAAAUAUACAUAAGAGUUAUUUGACAACAGUUACUUGAACAAAUUGGUUAGAUGUAAACCUGCAGUUAAAGUUUAUAUAGAUAGUUAUUCACGCUAGAACCAAGCUAUCGACCUUGAACUUUUAGUCUGACCAGAAAUAUAAACACCCUCGCCAUAUUGCGGAAAAUAAUGGAACUAAUUUUGUGUACAGGUUAGGAUUUUUAUAUUGUUGGUUAGUCUAUUGAGGCUUUUUUGUAAUCUUUCACAUCUUUCUAGAGAUGUUUUCAGUCUCGUGUAAGUGAAGAAAUUUAACGGCAUUUUUGCAGAGAAAAUCCACCGAGUGCUUUGUUUGGUGUUCCAGCACUAUGGAAUUGAAGUGUGCGCUGUACUAUAGCUUGCGGAGGUCGGUACUGAACGCUGCUCCAAUACACCUACAAUUUACGGAGCAUAUAUGAAAAUAAAUUGUCAGUUCUAUAGAGGUCCAUUUGUUUUUUUGACAGUGAUUCCAGCGUAGCCCCUUUCUUACCAUGUCUAGGGGGAAGGUAACAAAAAUACAAGAUACUGUAUUUAGGCCUAUGUCGCCCCUUUUUGUCCAGCGCCCUGGGCGGAUGCCUAACCGCGCCCCACUCUAAAGCCGGUAGUAGUCUUCUGUUUUUACAUAUGGUAAAAGUUCUCACAAUAGUCCUAGAUUUUCAAAAAUAAUGGUUUGGUUACUAUAUGCUCCGUAAUUUGCUAAUAAUGGCUUUGUUUAGUCUAAAUUUGUAAUGUAUGAAUGCUGUAUUGUAACUGUCUUUCUACUGCGGAAACACUAACAUAUUGUCAUUGUCUUGGUAAACCACUGAUCUCUAUAAAUGGACUGGCUAUAAGCCGUUGUAUUUUGUGCUUAUUUGAUUUUCGCCCUUUUGGCGCUAGCGUUAGUUGUUGGUAGCGAUGGUGAGGAAGUGUCGCCAACUAACAAUAGUGAUAGAAUAAAGUAUUUCGACAGCUGCCAUUUCUAAGCAAACCUAUCCAUUUAUAGACAUUAGUAGAGUAAACUAAGAUAAAUAUGUCUGAAGUGUUUAUGUUGUAGAAACUACGAGUAAACAGAUUUAGUGGCGAAUGAACCGAGUGUAAGGUAGAAAAUAAUGAUAGAA